AUGCUCUCAGACUUCUCCAGCCUCCAGCUGCCAGAUCCUAGUGAACCUUUUGACCCAAUUAGUGAGAGUAUCAACAUGUCUGAAGACAAUAAUGAAAUGGUAUCCCACCUUAAAUCUCCAGCCAACGUGUCCAUAGGCCAAGAGCUUUCAGGUUCCUCAGCCCUGACCUCUGACUCGCUUCGGGCUCAUAAGCCAAGUUCUCUUUCUGUGGACACAGAUGAUUGUUGCUUGGACUCUCAAUGCUUACUCCACGCACCCUGUAAAGCUCUCCAGGAUGAACCACAUGAUAAACUGGGACGUCUCAAUCUGGCCUGUGAACAUCGAUCAGAAACACACAAGGCGUCGAUGCCAUUG
Molecule: messenger RNA, 354 nt
Organism: Protopolystoma xenopodis
Lineage: Eukaryota; Metazoa; Platyhelminthes; Monogenea; Polystomatidea; Polystomatidae
Source: the annotation of a GenBank genome assembly